Melitaea cinxia (Glanville fritillary) is the source of this 1689-nucleotide messenger RNA. RefSeq names its product carcinine transporter-like. Gene Ontology annotation, cellular component: membrane. Gene Ontology annotation, biological process: transmembrane transport. The transcript is spliced from 12 exons. NCBI's taxonomy places the organism in Eukaryota, Metazoa, Arthropoda, Insecta, Lepidoptera, Nymphalidae. The record is from RefSeq and is a predicted model, not a curated record. Gene Ontology annotation, molecular function: transmembrane transporter activity. The coding region runs from base 1 to 1656 and encodes 551 amino acids.
AUGGUUAUGGAAAAAGAAAUCAAACAAAAUACAGAUGACGUCGGCCUGGCAUUGGAAACAAUAAUAAAACAUGUCGGAGAAUUAGGAUUGUAUCAGGGUCUACUCUUCCUGAUUAUGAUGCCCUUUGGUAUGGUGUGGUCGUUCGUUUACUUCGGGCAGAUGUUUAUAACAGCUACACCGCAGGAACAUUGGUGCCGAGUUCCGGAGUUGGAAGGACUUAGUGUGGAUAUGAGGAGGCUACUGUCUAUUCCAAAAACAUCAGAUAACGGAUACGAACAAUGUGCAAUGUUUGAUCGGAAUUGGACGCAAGUAUUAGAAACUUUGUCGCCUCCAGAUCCAGCCACUCCGACCAUUUCUUGUUCGAAAGGUUGGGAUUUCUUGUUUGAGGAUAUACCGUAUUCUACUAUUGUUAAUGAGCGAGAAUGGGUUUGUGAUAACGCUGACUUGGUACCGUGGUCACAAUCUAUUAGUUUCGUGGGGUCUAUUGUCGGUGGAAUUAUAUGUGGAAUUUUGGCCGAUAGAUAUGGACGUUUGCCUGCUCUCAUGCUGGCCAACAUUUUGGGAUGUAUCGGGGGCGUCGCGACUAUAUUUACAAACGAGUUUUGGGACUUUGCCAUAUGCAGGUUUAUUGUGGGAAUGGCGUGCGACAGUUGUUUUUUGAUGAUUUAUAUACUUGUGUUGGAAUACGUGGGUACAAAAUAUCGCUCUUUGGUAGCUAACAUGUCUAUAGCUAUGUAUUUUGGUGGCGGAUGCUUAGUGCUACCCUGGCUUGCUUUGGGGAUAUCCGACUGGAAGAAUUUAUCGUUGGUGAUGGCUUUGCCGAUGCUGUUAGUUCUUACUACACCGUUCGUGGUCCCUGAAAGCACAAGAUGGUUGCUAAGCAAAGGUAAAAUAGAUAAAGCCGUGAAGAUUUUAAGGAAAUUUGAAAGAAUCAAUAAAUCAAAGAUACCAGAAGAUGUUUUGGAGAAAUUUAUUUCUGUAGCGAAUAAAACUCAAGAAAAAGAUGAAGGCAUGCUGAUGAUAUUCAAGACUCCUUCCUUACGAGUGAUGGUGCUAUUCCUGAUAUUUGCGUUCGUUGGCGUGGCGCUGAUGUUCGAUAGCCUCGUUAGACUGUCGGAGAAUCUUGGCCUGGACUUCUUUGUUACCUUCACCGUAACGUCGGCUACAGAAAUACCAUCUAUCAUAAUUCUGGUGCUGUUACUUGACAGGCUAGGUCGUCGAUGGUUCGUCAUGGGUCCCAUGGUACUGUCUGGAGUGCUUUGUUUGAUAACCGCUUUUAUUCCCCGAGGCGUGGCGUCGGUGGCGCUGGCGGUGACGGCGCGCUUCCUCACGAACAUGUCGUACGGCGCGGUGACCCAGUGGGCGCCCGAGCUGCUGCCCACCGCCGCGCGCGCCUCGGGCGCCUCCGCCGUGCACCUCAGCACCUUCGCCGCGCUCGUGCUCUCGCCCUUCAUCAUACACUCGGAUCGCGUAUGGGAGGGUCUGUCGCUGAUCAUAGUGGGGGUGGUGGGGGUGGCGGGCGGUUGCAUGGCACUCGUACUGCCCGAGACGAAGGGUCGUCGCAUGCCGCAGACUAUAGACGACUGGACAAACCUCGCCGCGACCUCCUGCUUCGCUAAGAAACGUGUUGAAGCCGACAAAACCGAAAUCACAUGAUAUUCGGCGAAAUUAAAGCCUAUUUGUAAAUAA